This is a messenger RNA of Sorex fumeus (smoky shrew), 1495 nucleotides long. It is a transcript of the gene TRMT13, whose product is annotated as tRNA methyltransferase 13 homolog. NCBI's taxonomy places the organism in Eukaryota, Metazoa, Chordata, Mammalia, Eulipotyphla, Soricidae. The record is from RefSeq and is a predicted model, not a curated record. Bases 1 to 1446 code for a protein of 481 amino acids. The transcript is spliced from 11 exons. Gene Ontology annotation, biological process: tRNA methylation.
AUGGCAGCUUCUGAGCCGACGCCACCCGCGACUGGCUUUCCAGCCGAGGGUCGAUGCGGGUACUUUGUGGAAAAGAAGAAGAGGUUUUGCAGGAUGGUGGUGGCGGCAGGGAAAAAAUUCUGCGGGGAACACGCCGGAGCUGCCGAGGAAGAAAAUUCUCGGAAAAGAAUACUAUGUCCUUUAGAUCCAAAACACACCGUAUAUGAAGAUCAACUUGCAAAGCAUUUGAAAAAAUGUAACUCAAGAGAGAAGCCAAAACCUGACUUCUUUAUUCAAGAUAUUAAUGCAGGCUUAAAAGAUGAAACCGAAGUACCUGAACAUUUAGUUCCAAUUUCUUCUCUCUCUGAAGAGCAAUUGGAAAAUUUAAUUAAGAAAUUGAGAGAAGUAUGUAAAGGUUUGAAUUCUACACUUAAAAAUCAAAUUCUGUCCCAUCCAGCACUGCAUGAUGUUCUUAAUGACCCUAAGAAUGGUGAUUCUGCAGCCAAACAUCUAAAACAACAGGCUUCUAUUUUAGGCAACAUUGAAAAAUUAAAGUUACUUGGUCCAAGAAGAUGCUUUGUUGAGUUUGGCGCAGGAAAGGGAAAAUUAUCUCAUUGGGUUGAUAUUGCCUUAAAAGAUGCUGAACAAGUUCAUUUCAUCCUUGUGGAGAAGGUGACCACAAGAUUCAAGGUAGACGGCAAACAUAGGAAGAAAAAUUCAGUGUUUGAAAGACUGCAAAUUGAUAUCCAGCACUUGUGUUUGAACAAGAUUCCAAUAUUGAACAAAGAAAAACUACCAGUAGUCGGAAUUGGAAAGCAUCUUUGUGGUGCAGCAACAGAUCUUGCAUUACGAUGUUUGGUUGAAACCUAUGCUGCCAGUUAUGAGGAAGGAAAUGAAGAACCUUUAGCCAAACGCAUAAAGAAUGAUAAAACAGAAAAAGGAAUUAACCCUUUGGCCGAGGAAGGAAGUGAAAAAAUUGUCCCAGAGAAGUGGACGCCGGUGGCUGGCAUUGUCAUUGCACUCUGUUGUCACCACAGGUGUGAUUGGAGACAUUAUGUGGGCAAAGAAUAUUUCAAGACUUUAGGCCUUGGCGCAGUGGAAUUCCACUAUUUCCAGCGAAUGAGUAGUUGGGCAACUUGUGGAAUGCGGAAGACCCCUGCGGAAGCCUCAAACAUUGCCAUAGUGAGAAAAGACGGUCGGAACGAUGAUAGCGAAGAGCACGAUGAGGAGGGCUGCACGGUCCCCGCGGGUGGUGUCGAGAGCACACCGGAGUUUCUUACUGUAGAAGAAAAGAAGAAAAUAGGGCACCUUUGUAAAUUGCUGAUUGAUCAAGGCCGAAUCGAGUAUUUGCAACAAAAGGGAUUCAACCCUGCUCUGCAGUAUUACACAGAUCCUGUGGUGUCUUUGGAAAAUGUAUUGUUAACUGCUUUACCAACUCAUUCAUCAUCUCCAGAUAAAACUGUUUAAAGGAAACGAAAUUUUGAACAACACCUGGCUUCCACCAAAAGGAAUUAAU